Messenger RNA from Myxocyprinus asiaticus (Chinese sucker), 5571 nucleotides. RefSeq names its product glutamate receptor ionotropic, NMDA 1-like. The transcript is spliced from 20 exons. The coding region runs from base 550 to 3300 and encodes 916 amino acids. Gene Ontology annotation, molecular function: NMDA glutamate receptor activity. The record is from RefSeq and is a predicted model, not a curated record. NCBI's taxonomy places the organism in Eukaryota, Metazoa, Chordata, Actinopteri, Cypriniformes, Catostomidae. Gene Ontology annotation, cellular component: plasma membrane; neuron projection; synapse. Gene Ontology annotation, biological process: regulation of membrane potential; chemical synaptic transmission; ionotropic glutamate receptor signaling pathway.
GCAAACGUUUUGAAGUCUAUUCGACCGUGACAGCUCCGUGGUAUCAGGCGUAAUCUGCGGGUGAGCGCGCGCAUCAGUGCGCGAGCACAGUUUUCAGCACCAAGGACAGCGUCUCUCACAGAGCAGCAUCAGGUCACCCAGUCGCGCGACGGUACGUGCAAAACCUUAACUACAAUUCAGACACGACAAGAGCGAGAGAAGUGACUGAUUUUUUUUAUGUAGAUGACUUCAGGAAUACUACAAAACUGAUUUUUGCACGUUCUCCUGGGAAACAGAGAGAGAGAGUACAUCUGUGAGACGACUAUCAAGAGGAGCGAGCAUCAUUCCACAAAGGCGUGUUGACAUGGAUUUCUCGAUAAUGAACAGGUUUUAUGACCAGUGCACAAAGAGUCAAUAAAUCAAGCACAUCCCUCAGCGGAGUAGAUUGAGUUGAUCACAUUCCAGUGCUACUGGAGAGGACGCAUUGGCAGAGGAUCUGUCCAACCAACGGACAUCGACACGUAUCCUCCACAGGGCACUCAGCUUGACUUUUCUACGAUCCAGGGCAAAAUGCGUCUGGUUCUGUUCGCCUUCCUCAUCUAUUGCUCCUGUGCGAGAGGUGGGUGCGAACCGAAGACUGUAAAUAUCGGGGCUGUCCUGAGCCAGAAGAGAUAUGAACAAGUGUUUAAAGACGCUGUCACCCAAGCCAACAAUAUAUACGGCAAAGAUAAGUUCAAGAUGAACGCUAUUUCUGUCACCCAUAAACCCAACGCUAUCCAGAUGGCACUCUCCGUAUGUGAGGACCUCAUCUCCAACCAGGUCUAUGCAAUCUUGGUGAGCCACCCACCCCAGUCCAACGACCAUCUGACCCCCACACCGGUGUCCUACACAGCUGGAUUUUACCGGAUCCCUGUGGUGGGCCUCACCACCCGCAUGUCUAUCUACUCAGAUAAGAGUAUCCACCUUUCAUUCCUGCGCACAGUGCCGCCCUAUUCCCAGCAAGCCCAGGUGUGGUUUGACAUGAUGCGAGAGUUCCAGUGGAAUCACAUCAUCCUGAUCGUGAGUGAUGACCAUGAGGGCAGAGCAGCACAGAAAAGACUGGAAACCCUGCUGGAGGAGAGGGAGACGAAGGCAGAGAAAGUGCUCCUGUUCAGCCAAGACACAAAUCUGACGGCUCUGCUCCAGGAAGCCAAAGAGUUGGAGGCCCGAGUGAUCAUCCUGUCCGCGAGUGAAGACGAGGCCGCAGCCAUUUAUAAAGCAGCACGCCAGCUCAAUAUGACAGGCUCUGGUUACGUGUGGUUGGUUGGAGAAAGGGAGAUGUCUGGUAAAGCACUGAGUGAAGCCCCAGAUGGCUUGCUCGGCCUUCAGCUUAUCAAUGGCAAGAACGAGUCUGCACAUAUCUACGAUGCGGUGGCUGUGGUGGCCCAGUCCAUCCAGGAACUCUUUGAGAAGGAGAAUAUCACAGAGCCUCCUCGAGGCUGUGUUGGCAAUACAAACAUCUGGAAGACUGGCCCACUCUUCAAACGAGUGCUGAUGUCAUCCAAGUAUCCAGAUGGCCUGACAGGCCGCGUGGAGUUUAAUGAUGAUGGAGACAGGAGGUUCGCCCACUACAGCAUUCUGAACUACCAGAAAACCAGACUGGUCCAAGUGGGCAUCUACAAUGGCUCGCAAGUUGUAAUGAACACUCAGAGGAAGAUUAUUUGGCCCGGAGGAGAAACUGAAAAGCCGAAAGGCUAUCAGAUGUCGACAAGAUUAAAGAUUGUCACCAUUCAUCAAGAGCCAUUUGUCUAUGUGAAACCAACUCUACGUGAUGGAACUUGCAAGGAAGAGCACACUGUAAAUGGAGUCCUGAUCAAAAAAGUGAUCUGCACUGGCCCCAAUGAGACCAUUCCAGGUCGCCCCAUAGUGCCUCAGUGCUGCUAUGGGUUCUGCAUUGACCUCUUGAUCAAACUUGCAAUGACAAUGAACUUUACUUAUGAAGUACAUCUAGUGGCUGAUGGAAAAUUUGGCACUCAGGAGCGUGUUAACAACAGCAACAAGAAGGAGUGGAAUGGCAUGAUGGGAGAGCUCCUGAGUGGCUUGGCGGACAUGAUCGUGGCUCCACUGACAAUCAACAAUGAACGAGCCCAGUAUAUAGAGUUCUCUAAACCAUUCAAGUACCAGGGGCUCACAAUACUUGUCAAAAAGGAAAUACCACGCAGUACACUGGACUCGUUCAUGCAGCCCUUUCAGAGCACUCUGUGGUUACUGGUGGGUCUAUCGGUCCAUGUUGUGGCGGUGAUGCUCUACCUAUUAGACCGUUUCAGCCCAUUUGGAAGGUUUAAAGUGAAUAGUGAAGAGGAAGAAGAAGAUGCCCUCACCUUAUCCUCUGCUAUGUGGUUCUCCUGGGGUGUACUUCUGAACUCCGGUAUUGGAGAAGGUGCUCCACGGAGCUUUUCAGCAAGGAUUUUAGGUAUGGUGUGGGCUGGUUUUGCUAUGAUUAUAGUUGCAUCCUAUACUGCCAAUUUGGCCGCCUUCCUAGUGCUGGAUCGGCCUGAGGAGCGCAUUACCGGCAUCAAUGACCCUAGGCUGCGAAACCCAUCAGACAAGUUCAUCUACGCCACAGUGAAGCAGAGCUCUGUGGACAUUUACUUCCGGCGUCAAGUUGAGCUAAGCACCAUGUACCGCCACAUGGAAAAGCACAACUACGAGAGCGCCGCUGAAGCCAUCCAGGCUGUGCGAGACAACAAACUCCAUGCUUUUAUAUGGGAUUCAGCAGUGUUGGAGUUUGAGGCCUCGCAAAAAUGUGACCUGGUCACCACGGGCGAGCUGUUCUUCCGCUCUGGAUUCGGUAUCGGCAUGCGAAAAGACAGCCCAUGGAAGCAAAACGUCUCACUGGCCAUUCUCAGUUCCCAUGAGAAUGGCUUCAUGGAGGACUUGGAUAAAACCUGGGUGCGAUAUCAGGAGUGUGACUCCAGAAGCAAUGCACCAGCCACACUCACUUUUGAGAAUAUGGCAGGAGUGUUUAUGUUGGUGGCUGGUGGCAUCGUUGCCGGGAUCUUCCUCAUCUUUAUUGAAAUUGCAUACAAGAGACACAAGGAUGCUCGUAGGAAGCAGAUGCAGCUGGCCUUUGCCGCAGUUAACGUUUGGAGGAAGAACCUACAGGAUAGGAAAAGUGGUAGAGCAGAGCCCGACCCCAAAAAGAAUGCCUCUUUUAGGUCCAUCAGUACCAACCUGGCCUCCAACAUCAAGAGACGUAGGUCGUCCAAAGACACGCCAUAUCCCACGGAUAUUACUGGCCAGCUCAACCUGUCAGACCCCUCUGUGAGCACAGUCGUGUGAAAGUGAACAAAAGAGAGAGAAAGAGAAUUUGACAGGCAGAAAGAGAGAGAGACUUUGCAGACUGGAAGAGCAGGAGGUGGUUGGGGCUGGUUGGCUCUGAAACAGACCUGCUGUUCCAAAGCUGCUGCUGCUGCUUCACCCACCUGAGCCAACAACACCAUCAUUUGCGCAAACCCACCCAACCAGGACAUACUGUAUGCACACUGGAUUUGAAACUCUUAUGGACACACUGUGCCAAAAUCAACCACAAUGAAGCAAACACACACUGCCACAUAGUUGACACUCACCCUGAAUCAACACCCAUACUGUACAAAGUGCUUCACUUUUUAAAAUUAUUUUGCACAUAUCAAAACACAGUUUUGUGAAAUAUGUAAAUAUAUAGUCAGAGAGUCCUGUUUCUCCACCCACAUUAGGUCACUAUUUAGUGUUAUCAGAAGAAAUAGAACAAUGUAUUAGUUUUUCACUUUUAUGAUACAGACACAAUUAUGCUUCAUACAUAUGCUUCAUACAAAUGUCUGUCUACCUCCACCUAAGAUACAGUAUAUGUAGCUUAUCUCAACACUGAAUUUUGGUAGUGUUUUGAUGUUUUCCCACUGAAAAGAGGUUUGUUAGAGCAAACACAGAACAUAUCUUUAACUUACUUGUAUAUUUAGAUUAGACGAUAGAAAAGUAGGUUAUGUAAGAAAAUGCAGUACCAUACAUAAUACUGUAGGAGAAUUCAAAGUUGGUGGCACAAAAGUGGCAUAUUUUUUAUCAUUGUUGCACUUUGUUGUAGACUGCGUCUGUUAAUAUCAGAUUCUCUCUCUUCACUGCCAUUUUCAAAACACAAUCAUCUGAGUAGUUCAGGUUGCUUUGGACAAAAUAUACUGUGGAUUUUUGAAUCACAAUCUUUUUUUCUCUAUUUAUUCAUUUAUGUUUUUAUCUUUUUUAAAACAAAGAAUUCUUGUUCUGGAUGUGAAUUAUCUGAAUAUCAGCAGAUAAUAUGGGGUCUAAUCAGCCAGGGGCUAAAUGUAGCAGAUCCGACCUUGAAAACUUUUUAUGACAAAUGAAAGGAACCCAGUUACACUUAAGAGUGGCGUAGAUGUUAUGGAGCAGAUAUUAUUGCAGGAUUUUUCGAGCUUUAUUUCUGUUUGACAUGUCUGACUUGAAAUGCCCUGUAAUAAUUUUUGUAUCAUUGUGUGAAAAUGGUGGCAUUUGUCCUUCAGCUACCACAAAGGGACCUUUCUUCGCAUUAUUUCAUCAUGUCAUUCUAAUAUAUGGGCAGUAUUUUAUUUUGUAUGUGUGUAAUAAUAACACUAGAUGCUAUUUUCAUUGUUUGUUGUCCCAUCAGCUUUUGCUCUGUGGGUUAGUUAAGUGGUUACUUGCAAAAGUGAUCAUUUAUAAUAUGAGUCAGUUGUCUUUUUCUGUGGACUUUUAAAAGUAUACUGACCAAUAACAGGCCAAUAAAAUGUAUUAGGAAACCGUAUAGGACAUUUGUUUUAAACAAUCUGAGGGCUUUGCUAACUGUUGUGAAAAGUUUAGAAUGUGAACUAUGCGUACUGUAAUUGUAACAGUAAAUUAUGGAGCUAUUUUAUAAGAUGAUGACAUUAACAUGAGGAAAAUAUAUGUUUUAGAAGAAAAUGGGGAUUGUUUUUAUGGAAAACUGUAGUUAAAUCUUGCAGGGUCUGGUGGUCUUUGCAAUAUUAUUCUAUUUGUUGGGUUGGGUUCAACAAAAAGUCCAGUUUUACUGUGAAAAUUACUGUGAACUGCUUCGUGUCAAAGUGAGAGUUGUUGUGAAAUACGUAAUGCAUUAAGCACAUACAUAAAUUCUCUGUAGAUUCCUGAAUAUCGAAUACGACCUAUAUCAAAAUAGAUGCUGUCGUUUGCACUCCUGUGUCCAUCAUGCUAAUAUUUAAUCACAUAAUUGGAAUAUCAAGACAGAUGCAUUUUUACGAAGUGUGGGGAGAACCAACAAUAGCGACAGGAAUUAAUUUUGCUUGAGAAAAAAGCAAAGAAAUGGAAUGCAGGUCUUGGCUAAAAAGGGAGCACAUCUUUGGGAAACAAAGCAAUGUAACCUGUUCUGUUCACUGUUGUAUACAAACAUAUUAUAUUGUAAGAUCAUUUUAAUCUGCUUCCACCAUAUUUUCUAUCACCAAAUGUGCUUUUGAUGAUUAUUCCAAAACUGUUUGUGAAAAAAAAAAAUGAAUUCUGAAUUCAAGCAAAGAUAUAUGUUUAAAAAUGUAUAAUUGCUGUACUCCAGUGUGCCAAUAAAAUAUAUAUCAAAUGAAAAAA